Struthio camelus australis is the source of this 702-nucleotide messenger RNA. The record is from RefSeq and is a predicted model, not a curated record. Lineage: Eukaryota; Metazoa; Chordata; Aves; Struthioniformes; Struthionidae.
AUGGAUUCAAAAUAUCACUUAGCUAUAGGAUGUGUUCUAAAAGAAUUGGAAUCUUUGGGGAAAGCACUGUAUGGAGCAAAAUUAAUUGCGCAAAGAUUUCAAGUUCGAAGCUGUUCUCACCUCAAGAAUCCUGUGAGCGGUUCGGCCUGUUUACUUUCCAUGAUUGAGGACGGCAAUCCUCAUCACUUUUUUGUUGCUACACAGGACCAGGAUUUAGCAAACAAAGUGAAAAAGAAGGCUGGCGUUCCUCUCCUCUUUAUUAUUCAGAACACUAUGGUGCUAGACAAACCUUCACCUAAAUCUUUGGCAUUUGUUCAGAUGUUGCAGACCAAUCAACUUGUCCCAGAGCACCAAAAACAGAGUAUUGUGCAACUUAAAGAAAAGGAGGGACUAACAAAGCAAGUAGGUGAAAAGAGAAGAAAACGUAAAAGGGCAGGUGGCCCCAAUCCUCUCAGCUGUCUGAAGAAGAAAAAGAAAACACAGGAGAGCAAAGAGCCCUCUGCUGAAAAGAAGAAAAGAAAAAGAAAGCGAAAUAGGGUUAAAACAGAAGCCGUGCUAUCAGUGGACAAGAAAGAAGAACAAAUCUGUCUCUGAAAUCAAUACAGGACUUGAAAACCAUUGCUUGAAAUUUGUAAAAAGAAAGGUUAAUCUGCAAUAAUGUGAAAUUAAGUUAUUAAUAUUAAAACUUAUUUUUAUGAGGUG